Messenger RNA from Brassica rapa (field mustard), 944 nucleotides. RefSeq names its product pre-rRNA-processing protein TSR2 homolog. Lineage: Eukaryota; Viridiplantae; Streptophyta; Magnoliopsida; Brassicales; Brassicaceae. The record is from RefSeq and is a predicted model, not a curated record.
UUCUUCGUUCAUCCACUAACACUGAAAAUCGUGAAGCUCGCCGCCGUUCCGACAAUACUCAGCAGCUGUUUCCGUCUAACAGGUCCUUCUCUCUCAAUUACAAACCUCACAGAGUCCUACACGGAUCAAAAGUUCACGACUUUGAAUUUUCAAUUGAAUCAGAGCUUUCGUGCUCUCUGAUACUUACCUUGUCUCGUUGAAUCUGUUGAUCAAUAAAGAGAAGAAGGAGGAAGUAGAAUGGAAUCAAAACCCAGUGGACCAGUGGUGUUAACAGCGGAGGAAGAAGCCGUUCUAAAGGAAGGAAUUUAUUUGGAGCUUUCACAGUGGACCGCCAUGAAAGCCGCCGUCGAUAACGGUUGGGGAGGCCGAGAUUCUCACGAAAAAGCCAACCGCACAUUAUCCAACGUUGUCGAUUACUUCAUACAUCUUAAAGAUCCAACGACGGGGUUUGAUGGAUUAGCUGAUAUUCUUGAGAAUGGUCUUUAUGAGCUCAACACUGUGGCUGAUGAUGGAAGUCUCGAAGAAGUGACAGAGACGUUACUAGAUUGGUAUUAUGAAUGCUACCAGAGGCUUGAGAAACUGAGGGCUACUAGUUCUCAAAGGAGGGCCAGUGUUGUCAAGGUUUCAAACGGUAACGAUGAGGAUGAUGAGGAAAGCGAUGAGGAUGAUGAAGAUGAGGAUACAAACAUGAACGAUGAUCAAACCACAGACAUGAUGGUGGAUGCAUCUGAGCAGAAACCAGAAGCGAUGCCGGUUGAUGAACCAAAAGCCGAUGAUGGCUGGACGACCGUGCCCUCUAGAAAAAACAAGGGCAAGAGAAGAAACUAAACGGUUUUAGGUUCCAAUGGUGUUGUGUAAUGCUUAACAGUUUUGGUUGUUUUAUUUAUAAACAAAAUCGCAAGGUUGCCUUAUUAUUUAAUCAUAUAGUAAAUAUGCUUUACGUU